Meloidogyne enterolobii is the source of this 609-nucleotide messenger RNA. The record is from the annotation of a GenBank genome assembly. Lineage: Eukaryota; Metazoa; Nematoda; Chromadorea; Rhabditida; Meloidogynidae.
AUGGUUUUUCGCCAACAACCUCAUGUUGUUAUUCAAUCUGAAGAUUUUCUUUCUCAAUUGGCAACAGAAAAACAAAUUUUGGAAACAAAGCAAAAAGAAAUUCCAAAUAUUUUCCCAAUUUCUCCUUUUAUUGAUUUGCAAAGCUCUAAUAUUUACAACGAUACAGCUGUUGUUCCAGGAAUUGUUUCUGAUCAAAAAUAUGUUUUAAAUACAAUUUUAUGGGCUAGAGAACAAGAUCAAAAAUAUCCGUGGACGAGAGAAGAAAACGCAGGAAAUGCAAUUUGUCAUUGUUUUGGUGCAGCAUUAGCUCAAGCUCUUCGAUUAAAAAAUUUAUUAGAAUUUGAAAAAACUUCAUCAGAAGAAGAUAAAAUUUUAAAAAGGCCAAUAAUUACAAAAGCAAUUCAAUUAGUUGAUGGAAGAAUGGAUUUUGUUAUUGUCCAAUUAAAUACUUUAAAUUUGGCUAAUUUGGAAGGAAUUAAAAAUUUGGUUUGGAUAGAUAAAGCUUGUCCUCUAUACAAAACUAAGCCUAUGCAUCAAAAUUUGUUAAAUGUUGAAGAACUUAAUUUAGAAACAGCAAAAAAAUUUAUUGGUUUAAUUUUAUAUAAAUGA